CACCGGGGAAUUCCCUCGACGAACCAGGAUACGGGACGCCUCCAAUGUGCCAGGGACUAGUCGAGCUCGGAGCAACCGACGCGGAAGCAUGCCAAGCGCUGCCAGCACCGGAGACCAAGGACAAGAGCGUCUCCAGCUCAGACGAGAAGCCACGUUACGACAGUCUCAGGUCUUGGUUCGUGUGCGCGAUCUGCACUCUAGCGAUAUGCGGAUCCGCGGUGGGUUUCCGAUGUUCAGGUCUCAUCCUCGUCUCAAUCGCUGAAGAGUUUAACGUCUCGAAGGGUGAAGCAUCAUGGCCCAGCAGUAUCGUGAACCUCGGGACGCUCUUUUCCGGUGCCGUGAUUGGUCCCUUGGCACAAAGAUACCCUUUGCGACCCAUCCUCUUCAUGGGAGUUUUCUUGAGCGGCCUUGGUUUCGCUCUCGGAUAUCUCGCGCCCAACGUACAGGUCAUGACCUUCGCAUUCGCGGCGGUCCAUGGAUUCGGGGCAGGGACCAUCCUCGUCGCGUCCAGCGUUCUACUUUCACAAUACUUCGAUCGCUACCGAGGUCUGGCCAUCGGGAUAGGUCACGCAGCUUCACCCGUGGCCUCGAUGCUGUUCCCCUCGUUGUUCACUUUCGUGAAAAAUCAUCACGGCUUCAAGUGCGCCAUGUUGGCCAUAGGCGUCAUACUGAUGAGCUGUGCCCCGCUGACCCUGCUCGUGGACACAGCGCCAUGGUGCAGAAGACUAAAGGGCAAUGGUCCGAGGACUUCGGUGUUCGCUUGGGAUAUAUUCCGGGAGCCGAUGUUCUACGUGUUCUUGUGCGUGAACCUCAUCUUCCAGUGGGUAUUCGAUACGUUCAUGGCGACUCUCGUAGACUACGGCGCUCAGAAGGGGCUCACGGUUGAGAAUGCUGUACUGAUUCUCGGAUGCUACUCCAUUGCUGACAUUACAGGCCGGAUCCUGCUACCCGCCUUGGCUGAUUGGGGCCUCAUCCAGCGCGACGUUCUGAUGACGCUGUCCUACUUCACGGCUUGCGUGUUCUUGGUGAUCUUGUGUCUCUGUAGAUCACUGACUUCCUUUUUAGCGGCGGUGAGCAUCUUCGGCGGAUUCUUCGGCCUCUGCAGCUCCUAUUACAUGAGCAUCAUCGCUCGGUACCUCGGUCUGGAACGUAUGGCUUUCACCCUGGGCAUGCAGGGUGCAAUCAGUGGGCUCGUGUUUCUCUUGAUGCCGUUCGCGAUAGGUAUCUUCCGAGAUCAGCUGGGUGACUACCGUCUCAUGUACCUCCUGAACGCCAGUCUUCUCUCUCUGACGAGUCUUCCCUGGCUCUACGUGAUUCAUCGGCGGAUGACAGGUCGUUCUCUGGAGCGGUCGUGAGGGAAUCCUCGAUCUCAUAGAAGUCUUCUCAGAUUUACGAUUCUUGGUAACUCCGACAGACGAUCGUCCUCUACGGCGUAGAGUCUACGCCUUAUGGAAUGUGAUAUUGUAAAUUUAUCGAUGCGCAGGGACGAAGGCGCGAUUCUUUUUCACAGUCUGGCAAUAAAUGGCGGCUCCUCCAGCGAGGGGAUCCUUUCUACACAAAGGCCAAACCGUCAGGAGGA
Messenger RNA from Galendromus occidentalis (western predatory mite), 1579 nucleotides. Its product is annotated as monocarboxylate transporter 1. Gene Ontology annotation, molecular function: monocarboxylic acid transmembrane transporter activity. Gene Ontology annotation, biological process: transmembrane transport. The transcript has 5 exons. The coding region runs from base 45 to 1355 and encodes 436 amino acids. The record is from RefSeq and is a predicted model, not a curated record. Lineage: Eukaryota; Metazoa; Arthropoda; Arachnida; Mesostigmata; Phytoseiidae.